Molecule: messenger RNA, 834 nt
Organism: Penicillium cataractarum
Lineage: Eukaryota; Fungi; Ascomycota; Eurotiomycetes; Eurotiales; Aspergillaceae
Exons: 3
Coding region: 1-834 (277 amino acids)
Source: RefSeq, a predicted model, not a curated record
AUGCAAUCACACCUCCCUAGCGUGGAUCAUGCGCCAUGGCAAUAUUCCCAUUCGAUGCCUGAACAUCAGUGGCUCGCUGCCUCGACGAUAGCAACACGCUCUAUGUCAAAUGAACUGCUCAUACCUCGGGAAAGACCACCAAAGUCCCUCCCACAGAUAAUCGCAUCUCGUUUCCAGUUUGCCAUCGAUGUCCUGAAGAAUACGCCCAAGAUCAUGGUACUUGAAAAUCAAACCCCUUGGUGCCACCGAUACCUUUAUAAGGAUCAUAUGCCUAAAUCAAUAAAAGACGCCUAUACAUGCUGCUCGUUGUAUAUGUCCAAAAAUGAAAUCUACGCCGCACUCAUUAUGUCGUUGAUUGACGAUCGAAUGCGAGACGUGCUUCUGUUACCGGAACCCAAUUCGGACCUAGAAAUCCUCACUCUUAAUCAUUCAUUAAUUCUUUUUCAAAUAAUGCGACUCUUCGAUGGCGACAUCUGCUCCCAGGCAACAGAAGAUCAAACCUUGGCGACACUUGAAUCGUCAGCCUAUCUACUGUUGCAGCGACUAGAAUCUUGGGUGCUACAAGAAUCAGCAAGAAAAACAGUACUUUGCGCGUUUUACUUCAUUAAAAUUUUCAAGCUCCUUCGUGGGAAGGCUAAGUGCACCGUAACAUACACUCUCUUUGGAGAACACGCAUUCUACUCUCGGCCCAUCUAUGGCAGGCUCAAAACGUGUUUGACUUCGCUGAUGUUUAUUCGGAAAGAAAACACUUCGUCGUUCAUAAUCUUGAGAUUUCCUCUGCUCUACAAGAUGCUCAGCCUAGCGAUCUCGAUAUGUUCGGAAAAAUGCUUCUAG